AUGAAAUUCAAAACAACUACAAAUCUAUCAGGAACAGUUCCUUUAGCCAAAUAUGUUAAUGAUAAAACUUAUUAUCGUCAUGCAAUCCAGCCGGAAAUCUACUCAGGAUCAGACUUGGUGCUCUCUCUUGUGGAUGAUGAGCAAAAUGUGAUUCUAUUAUCAGCAAGCUGUACAGUUUCUGUAAGACCUAUUUGGCGAGAAAAGAUCGAAAAGCAGUUAACCAAGUCAUGUCUUGGUGAUAUUCCCGCAAAUAAUGAAGAGGAUGAGGUUGACACGGAAGAGGAAAAUUUUUUCAUUUAA
This is a messenger RNA of Rhizophagus irregularis DAOM 181602=DAOM 197198, 300 nucleotides long. RefSeq lists its product as uncharacterized. The record is from RefSeq and is a predicted model, not a curated record. NCBI's taxonomy places the organism in Eukaryota, Fungi, Glomeromycota, Glomeromycetes, Glomerales, Glomeraceae.